AUGGCUCAAAACUCUGCCGCCCAAAUCCCCAUUGGGGAAUCUACCACCCCCUCAACCCAAACCCCACCCCAGGCUGGACAGGAUGCUUCUGUGCCAAAAGUGAAGACCGAGAAAGAGCUGGAGCGCGAGCGCAAGAAGGCUGAGAAGGCAAAGAAGUUUGCUGAGAAGCAGGCGGCUAAAGCCGCCAAGCCCGCUGCUGCUCCCAAAGCCGAAAAGAAGGUGAACAAGGUUGAGAAGGAAAAGACCGCCGAUGCGUACGACCCCAAGGUUAUUGAGCCUGGUCGUCUCGAAUGGUGGGAAGAGCGUGAUCUGUUCAAGCCAGAAUGGGGUCCUGACGGCAAGGUCAAGCCCGAGGGCUCCUUCGUUAUUCCCAUUCCCCCACCUAACGUUACCGGUUCCCUCCACAUGGGUCACGCCUUGACCAACGCCUUGCAAGAUACCAUGAUCCGCUGGCAGCGCAUGAAGGGCAAGACAACCCUUUGGCUUCCCGGAAUGGACCAUGCCGGUAUCUCUACCCAGAGCGUUGUCGAGAAGAUGCUGUGGAAGAAAGAAAAGAAGACCCGUCACGACUUAGGACGUGAGGCCAUGACUAACUUGAUUUGGGACUGGAAGGAAGAAUACCACACCAACAUUAAGAACGCAUUGCGGAGACUCGGUGGCUCGUUCGAUUGGUCGCGUGAGGCGUUCACCCUGGACCCUAAUUUGUCCGCUGCCGUGACUGAGACCUUCGUUCGUCUGCAUGAGGAGGGAAUCAUCUACCGUGCAAACCGUCUGGUCAACUGGUGUGUUGCUCUUAACACUUCGUUGUCCAACCUCGAGGUGGAGAACAAGGAGAUUGAGGGCCGUACGCUUCUGGAUGUGCCUGGUUACGACAAGAAGAUCGAGUUUGGUGUCCUGACUCACUUCUUCUACGAAAUUGAUGGAUCCACUGAGCGCAUUGAGAUUGCCACCACUCGUCCGGAGACCAUGGUCGGUGAUAGUGGUAUUGCCGUGCACCCUAAUGAUGACCGCUAUAAGCAUCUCAUUGGCAAAAAUGCGCGCCAUCCUUUUGUGGACCGUCUGCUUCCGAUUGUUGCUGAUGACAGCGUUGAACCGGAGUUUGGUACCGGUGCUGUGAAGAUUACCCCAGCCCACGACUUCAACGAUUUCAACCGUGGCAAGCAGCACAACCUCGAGUUCAUCUCCGUCAUGAACGACGAUGGUACCUUCAACCAGAACGGUGGACCUUUCGCCGGCAUGAAGCGUUUCGAUGCCCGUUACCACGUCAUUAACGCCUUGAAGGAGAAGGGUCUUUACUCUAAGUGGGAACACAACCCCAUGAAGGUGCCCCGUUGCGCCAAGUCGAACGAUGUGAUUGAGCCCAUCCUGAAGCCACAGUGGUGGAUGAAGAUGGAGAGCCUUAUGGGUCCUGCUAUCAAGGCUGUGGAGGAUGGCGAGAUCAUCAUCCGUCCCGAGAGUGCCGAGAAGAGCUACUUCCGCUGGAUGAACAACUUGAACGAUUGGUGUCUGUCUCGUCAGCUCUGGUGGGGUCACCAGGCCCCCGCCUACUUUGUUAAGAUCGAAGGCGAGCAUGGUGAUGACAGUGACGGCAACCUUUGGGUUACCGGCCGUACUGAGGAGGAUGCUCACAAGAAGGCUGAGGCCAAGUUCCCAGGCAAGAAGUUCUCUCUUGUGCGCGACCCCGACGUGCUUGACACCUGGUUCUCUUCUGGUCUGUGGCCCUUCUCAACCCUGGGCUGGCCUAAGCAGACCCACGACUUUGACAACCUGUACCCUACCUCUGUUCUGGAAACUGGUUGGGAUAUUCUGUUCUUCUGGGUUGCACGUAUGAUUAUGCUUGGAAUCAAGUUGACCGGAAAAGUUCCCUUCAAGGAGGUUUAUUGUCACUCUUUGAUUCGUGACUCCGAGGGCCGCAAGAUGUCCAAGUCCCUGGGCAACGUCAUCGACCCUCUGGAUGUUAUGGAAGGUAUCCAGCUGCAGACCCUGCACGACAAGCUCUUGACUGGUAACAUUGCCGACAAGGAGAUUCUUACUGCUACCAAGUAUCAGAAGAAGGCUUUCCCCAAAGGCAUCCCCGAGUGUGGAACUGAUGCCCUGCGUUUCGCUCUUGUUUCAUACACCACUGGUGGUGGCGAUAUCGCCUUCGAUGUCCAGGUUAUCUACGGAUACCGUCGCUUCUGCAACAAGAUUUACCAGGCCACCAAGUUCGUUCUUGGCAAACUGGGCGAAGAUUUCAAACCUCAGGCCACUGUCACAAAGACUGGUCACGAGUCUUUAUCAGAACGCUGGAUUCUCCACAACUUCAACUCUGCUGCUAAGAAGGUAAACGAGGAUCUUGAGGCCCGUGAGUUCUCUAGCGCAGCCAACACUAUCUACCAGUACUGGUACGGCCAGCUGUGUGAUGUGUUCAUCGAAAACUCCAAGUACCUCUUGGCCGAGGACGCCUCGGCUGAGACCAAGGAGUCCGCCAAGCAGACUCUUUACACUGCUCUGGAGGGUGGAUUGACCUUAAUCCACCCUAUCAUGCCCUUCGUCACCGAGGAGUUGUGGCAGCGUCUUCCCCGCCGCCCCGAGGACAAGACAAUCUCUAUCAUGAGGGCCAAGUUCCCUGAGUACCAGGCCGAGUUUGAUGACCCCGUCGCCUCCGCUGCUUACGAACUCAUCCUCGACACUUCCAAGGUCAUCCGAUCGAUUUUGGCCCAGUACGAGAUCAAGACCAAGGGUGACAUUAUCAUCCAAACUUACAAUGCCACCAGUGACACUACCAUCUCUGAACAGCUGAACACUGUCAAGUCUCUAGGUGGUAAGACACUAGGGGAUCUGUCCCACACCGGCUCGGACAACAAGACUCCUCCUUCCGGCUGCGUUGUUGCUGCCGUCGGUGCCGAGGCUGCUGUGUACCUACGCGUGUCUAAGGAGGUUGCUCUCGAGCAAGAGCAGAAGGCCAAGGACAGCCUUGAGCGAGCCCGCGAGAGCGUUCGCAAGUCCCAGGGCAUUAUGAACGCUCCUAACUGGAAAGACAAGGUCAAGGCCGAGGUUCGCGAACAAGAGGAAAAGCGUCUCCGUGAUUCAGAGAGUGAGGCUGCUCGUUUGGAAGAGCAGAUUAAGGAGUUCGAGAAGCUGCGCCUGGAGUAA
Penicillium taxi is the source of this 3135-nucleotide messenger RNA. RefSeq names its product valine--tRNA ligase. Gene Ontology annotation, molecular function: aminoacyl-tRNA deacylase activity; valine-tRNA ligase activity; ATP binding. The transcript has 4 exons. Gene Ontology annotation, biological process: valyl-tRNA aminoacylation. The record is from RefSeq and is a predicted model, not a curated record. The coding region runs from base 1 to 3135 and encodes 1044 amino acids. Gene Ontology annotation, cellular component: cytosol. Lineage: Eukaryota; Fungi; Ascomycota; Eurotiomycetes; Eurotiales; Aspergillaceae.